Tarenaya hassleriana is the source of this 1559-nucleotide messenger RNA. RefSeq names its product cinnamoyl-CoA reductase-like SNL6. Lineage: Eukaryota; Viridiplantae; Streptophyta; Magnoliopsida; Brassicales; Cleomaceae. The record is from RefSeq and is a predicted model, not a curated record. The transcript has 5 exons. Bases 339 to 1421 code for a protein of 360 amino acids. Gene Ontology annotation, molecular function: oxidoreductase activity, acting on the CH-OH group of donors, NAD or NADP as acceptor.
AGAUAAAUAUCAUACAUUCUUCGUAUAUAGACUUGUAAUUACAUUUUUCCAUGUGAAUAUUUUUCUAUGUAUGUUAUUUGGAUUUGACCUGAAACGUGCAAUAUUCAUCUUAGCCGUCAAAGAGAGCCGAAGCCGAGCCGUCACCAACUUAACUGUUUUCUUGGAAAGAUCAUGAGAGGCUUCGGCCGCUUCGCCUCUCGCGUGACGCGUAACUGCCUCCUACCCUCUCGCCCCUAUAUAUACCGCCCUUCCUCUCUCCUUUCCAUCUGCGCCAUUUCCACCUUUCGCCAUUUCAAUAGCCAACAAGUUGCAGAGUUGCAGCAUCACCCACUCCGGCUAUGAGGAUUCUACGGACGUCCGAUGAGUUCGCGGCGGAGCUCCAGGAGUUCAUGUGCGCCGCCGUGCAGAGGAGGAAGGACGACGACGGACUCGGAGGUGCGCGCGGUGGUAAAUCGAGAAAUCUGGAGGAUCUCGACUCCGACGGUGGGAACAGGCUCGUCUGUGUUACCGGCGGCGUCUCCUACCUCGGCCGCGCCGUCGUGGAGCGGCUCCUCAUUCACGGGUACUCCGUCAGAAUCGUCGUCGCAAGUCCAGAGGAGGAAGAACAAGUGAGGGAGAUGGGGAUCUCCGGAGAAACGGCAUCGUUUAACAACAGGAUUAGCGCAGUGAUGGCUAGAUUAACCGAUAUCGGAAGCCUAAUUCAAGCAUUUGAUGGGUGUUUUGGGGUUUUCCAUACCUCCGCGUUUAUAGACCAGGCUGGGAUUUCUGGAUAUUCGAAAUCCAUGGCUGAGUUAGAAGCGAAGGUGAGUGAGGCCGUAAUAGAGGCGUGUACGAGGACUGGAUCAGUAAGAAAGUGCGUGUUCACUUCUUCGCUCUUGGCCUGCAUCUGGCAAGAUGGUUCCCUCUGUGACCUCCCAGCGGUUGUGAACGACGAGUGCUGGAGUCAGGAACAAGUUUGCACCCAAAAAAAGCUUUGGUAUGCACUGGGGAAAUUGAAAGCGGAGAAGGCAGCGUGGAGAAUAGCGGGAGAGAAAGGCUUGAAGCUUGCCACUAUAUGCCCUGCUCUCAUCACGGGCCCUGAUUUCUUCCCCCGCAACCCCACUUCAACCUUGGCCUAUCUCAAAGGAGCAGAGGAGAUGUACGGAAAGGGAGUACUGGCGACGGUGGACGUGAAGAGGGUGGCGAAGGCCCACGUCUUCUUGUUCGAGGGAAUGAAUAGGGCCUCUGCCUCCGGGAGAUACAUCUGUUUCGACAACGUCGUAAUGUGUCGUCACUCCGCCGAAAAGCUCGCGAAGGUCAUCGGCAUCAACCCUCACAAGCUCUGCGGCCACUCUGGCCAUCCCCCCUCCUCCGUUUUGUCCGACAAGAAGCUUCUUCAUCUCAUGUCCAGGACCCUCACUAGCUGCUCUCAACAGACCUAAUCCACCUCACCAUACAUCUCUACAUAAUCCAAUAGUUAUUUUAGAUAUGAAUCUACCACGUCAAUUCUUUUCUUCUUUUAUAUACAUAUAUAUAUAUAUAUGAUUAAUAUGAUAUUUAUUGUAAUGUGCAUGCAUGCA